AUGUCCGCGAUGACACCGAAAGCGAAGAGCGGCGCUGGCGCCGCCUCCAUGGCGGCCGCUCCCGGCUGGCGGGCCGGAAGGGGCGGGCGCGGAACAGCGGGCGGCAAGAUGGCGGCGGCGCUGCGCUGCUGGCGGGUGGCGCUGAACGGGCGGCUGCCGGGCGCGGGCAGCGCGGCCUGGUCCUUCACUGUUCGGCCGGUGAGGGGCCGGGCGGUGCUGCCCGCGCCCGGCAGCCGCCCGUUGUCCCGCCUGCCGCCGGGCAGCGGCCCGCGGGCGGGCUCGCAGAGGCGGCUGGUGUCGUGGCGGUCGCUGGCGGCCACGUUCGUGCUCUGUGGGGGGCUGCUGGCCGCCAUGAAGAAGGUGAAGCGGCAGAAGGAGGAGGACCUGGAGAAGGAACGAAACCGAGGGAUUGGGAAACCACUGCUGGGAGGGCCCUUCUCGCUCGUCAGCCACGAGGGGCAGCCCAAGACCAGCAAGGACUACAUCGGCCAGUGGGUGCUGAUCUACUUCGGCUUCACACACUGCCCUGACAUCUGUCCUGAUGAACUGGAGAAAAUGAUUCAAGUGGUAGAUGAGAUUGACAGAAUUCCAUCUUUGCCUAAUCUGACCCCACUCUUCAUCACCAUUGAUCCUGAGAGGGACAACGAAGAAGCCAUUGCCAGAUAUGUUAAAGAAUUUUCUCCAAAGCUGAUUGGAUUGACUGGUACCAAGGCACAGAUUGACCAAGUUGCCAAAGCUUACCGUGUAUAUUACAGUGAAGGUCCAAAAGAUGAAGACAAUGAUUAUAUAGUGGAUCACACAAUAAUAAUGUACCUCCUCGGGCCAGAUGGUGACUUCGUGGACUAUUAUGGUCAGAAUAAAAGAAGCACUGAGAUUUCUGCUUCUAUUGCUGCACACAUGAGAAAAUACAGAUCCUGAAACACAAGGUCUCCAAAGAUUAACAUGAACAUCACCUUUAGGUUUGGCUGUAACUGGGCAUUGGAGUUAAAGCAGAAACAUACAGGUGUAAGAUCCUGUCACCACUUUCUUUUCUUCCAAAUAGGAAAGGCAACUGUGCUUCAGCAAAAUACCAUUAUUAAAAAUCUGUAAAGCCUUCCCAAUGGAUAUUAUUUGCAGUGGGAUCUAGGCUACAGAAUGAAAUUUGGGACUUCUCAGAAACGUUGUUGGGAGCAAACAAUGGAAAACACUUUUCAUUUGGACGUGUGUAUGGAUACAUGUGUAUCACUGUUAAUCGGUGUCUCUUGGCAAGACAUCAUCAAAGCAUGGUCGCUGGAGAAGGAUGAUCACUGAUGAAAAGCUGUGCCCAUGGCAUUCUCCGAGGACCCCUACCCUCUUUUGUUCUGCAUUGGUUUGCCUUCUGGGAGAGGCAGUUACACUGUUAAAAGCAGGAGAGCCUUAAGAGUCCUUCAUCAGGGUUAAGAAGAUGAAGAGCACUGAAAGCAUCAGCAGCUUCCACGCACGGGACCAGCCUUGUAGCGUGCCUGAUCUUCAUUUGAAUGCAGAAAUGAAAUGGUUUAUUCUUGCUGAUUUUUCCAGGUGAAUGCUGUUACCUUAGAAGGAAAUGAGUAACGGGUUGAAAAUAGAUGUUUUUAUGCAUAGUUGGCCUGAUUGUGAUAUGCUGAAUAGUGAAGUGCGAAGGAUGAAGAGGAUCUGUGUCCGUGCACAGGGCUGUCAAUCAUUUCAUGCAGUGCAGCAUUUGAAAAUAAAGAUUGCUUUGUACAAGCAA
Columba livia (rock pigeon) is the source of this 1726-nucleotide messenger RNA. RefSeq names its product protein SCO1 homolog, mitochondrial (gene SCO1). The record is from RefSeq and is a predicted model, not a curated record. The transcript is spliced from 6 exons. Gene Ontology annotation, biological process: mitochondrial respiratory chain complex IV assembly. NCBI's taxonomy places the organism in Eukaryota, Metazoa, Chordata, Aves, Columbiformes, Columbidae. Bases 1 to 918 code for a protein of 305 amino acids.